GUUUCGAUCUUGUAAUUACCUGGCGCACAACUUCGUUGAUCCAGUGCCAAAGACAACAGAUCACACUGAUUUUGUGAUUGUUUAUUCAUUCGAAAUAAAAUAGGAGCUUGUAACACGGCAAAAUGGAAAACCCAAUCGUCAUCUUCUUCCUCCUCCUUUGGACUAUCGCCAAGAUUUGUUUCUACAAUUUUGUUGGUUUCAUCGACAACAUCAUCCCUGGAUCGUGGAAACCACAGAAGGAUGUCAGCAAGGAGAUUGUGCUGGUUACCGGAGGAGGGAUGGGCAUCGGGCGACUGAUGAGCCUCACGUUUGCAAAGCUUGGCGCCACUGUCAUCAUUUGGGACAUCAAUAAGGAAACUGCACAAGGCGUGGUCAAAGAAAUUAGAGAAGCAGGGGGCAAAGCCUACAGCUACGUGGUGGACUGCUGUGACAACGAGGCCGUCUACAGGACCGCAGACAAAGUGAGGGAAGAUAUCGGUCAUGUGACUAUCCUCAUCAACAACGCAGGCAUCGUUUCGGGGAAAAAGUUGCUCCAGUGUCCAGAUAGCCUCAUCAAGAAAACCAUGGAUCUCAACAUCAAUGCUCACUUCUGGACGCUGAAAGCCUUCAUGCCCCACAUGUUGGAGAAGAACCACGGUCACAUCGUAACCAUCGCUUCCCUGGCUGGGCACCUUGGCGUGAGCGGUCUGGUGGACUACUGCGCCAGUAAGUUUGCCGCUGUCGGACUGGACGAUGCCCUCUACCAUGAGCUGCAGUACAGUGGCAAGACGGGCGUCAAAUGCACGGUGGUGUGCCCCUUCUACAUCAAGACAGGCAUGUUUGACGGCGUCAAGGCAAAACGAUCCAUCAUGAUAGACUUAAUGGAGCCAGAAUACGCUGUGGAGCAGAUUAUCCUUGCCAUCAGGACAAACCAGAGGGUUCUCAUCCUGCCAAAGAGCCUCUACUUCUUUCCUGGUCUCAAAAACCUAUGGCAUCCAAAGGCAGUCCAGGCAGCCUACGAUAUGAAUGGAAUCCAAGAUAUGAUGAAUACAUUUACUGGACGGACCAAGGAAGAUUAACUCAUCCACUGCUGUUUAUGAGAGAUAAGUUGGGCAUAUCCACAAUAAUAGGGUAUAAAAAAGUCAUGGUGAUGUGCACUAAAACUUUCAGUCUCUUUCUUCCUGUUUGUACCUGUCUUUAGCAUAAUCGUGUUUCUAUAAUUGAUUAUCAUGUAUCAUACCCACUUAAAAAGUUAUGAUUCUUUUUUGCAUUGUACAUGUAACUGUUAAGCAAUAAAUUCAUUUGAAACACAAUGAUACCUGUGAAAAACAUAUCUCUGAAUGGAUAAAGAUAAAUUUCACUCUCCAUUUCAACUAAACCUGGAGAAAAUUGACCCCCACCCUCUUGUGCAAUCUGUCUGUCAAGAAGGCCAUUGUAUUCUAUGUAUUGCAUUCUAUUCUAAGUUUUGAAGCAUGCAUAAUUUGAAGAGGAAAAAGAAAUCCCUGCACAAAUUCCCUAUAGAAUGUCAAUAUGCAAAUGUUCUGUCCUGUUACCAAUGCUAUUUGAAACUGAAAGUACUUAAGAAAGAAGUGUCAAGUACCAAGUUUUGCAAAAUUUAUCUAGUUUUGUAAAGCUAUGCAGAAUAAUAUAAUGUUCUUUGGUGAUAUUAAGAAGUUAUCCAAGCUAUCUGUUUUUUAGAUGCACAUUGAAGUGAUACUACAAUUUCCCCAAAAUUUCCCUUUACGUGGAUAUGCCUGCAUUAUGUUAUCCCAUGUAUUUGUGUUUUCAAGCUACUGUUUCUGUUUUUGUAUAAAGGAGAUCAUGUAAUCAGGGUUCUAUACCCUGAGACAUAAAUUUGUCUGAUUCUGUAUCAUUCCAUUAUCUAAAUACCUCAGAAUAUGAAACGUGAACUAAUGUUAAACAAAAUUGCAAUGUAUACUAAUAUAUUUGAUAUAUUACUAAAAUAUAAUGAUUUGAACCAUUGAGUGCCAAGUCGUGAGCUCUCUAUUCUGUACAAAUUACUUUCAUUCUUUCAUUAUGUAACAAAAUGAAUAAAAGAAAGGAUUGUUGAAAUGAAAAU
Strongylocentrotus purpuratus (purple sea urchin) is the source of this 2059-nucleotide messenger RNA. RefSeq names its product epidermal retinol dehydrogenase 2 (gene sdr16c5). The record is from RefSeq and is a predicted model, not a curated record. Gene Ontology annotation, molecular function: oxidoreductase activity, acting on the CH-OH group of donors, NAD or NADP as acceptor. Bases 123 to 1058 code for a protein of 311 amino acids. Gene Ontology annotation, cellular component: lipid droplet. The transcript is spliced from 6 exons. Lineage: Eukaryota; Metazoa; Echinodermata; Echinoidea; Camarodonta; Strongylocentrotidae.